Molecule: messenger RNA, 2229 nt
Organism: Menidia menidia (Atlantic silverside)
Lineage: Eukaryota; Metazoa; Chordata; Actinopteri; Atheriniformes; Atherinopsidae
Source: the annotation of a GenBank genome assembly
AUGCCCGCGAAUAAAGACGAUGGCGGAUGGCAGAAGUUCCUGUGGGAUUCGGAGAAAGGAGAGCUGCUGGGUCGCACGGGGGGAAUCAAAAUUACGCUGUUCUAUGUCAUCUUCUAUGGCUGCCUGGCUGGGAUAUUCAUUGGCACUAUCCAAGCCAUGUUGCUGACCCUGAGUGACUACAAACCCACCUGGCAGGACAGAGUUGCCCCUCCUGGCCUUUCACACACCCCUCGGUCAGAUAAAUCAGAAGUGUCCUUCAACCUAAACGACGUGGAGACGUACCUGCCUUACACCAAAGCUCUGAAAGAGUUCCUGGCCAAGUACAACGAAGAGGUCCAGAGGGACCAGAUGAAAUUUGAAGAUUGUGGAGAGGAUCCUGCAGAGUACAAGAACCGAGGGGACUUGGAGAGCGACAUGGGGGUCAGAAAGGCCUGCCGUUUCUCCAGAGCAAACCUGGGACCUUGCUCUGGCCUGGAUGACCCCGACUUUGGCUUCAAGGAAGGCAAGCCCUGCAUGGUUGUGAAACUCAACAGGAUCGUAAACUUCCGUCCGAAGCCACCAACCACUAAUGAAUCCAUUCCCGAGGACGCUCAGCCCAAGGUGCAGCCCAAUGUGAUCCCCCUCUACUGCACCAACAAGAGAGAGGAAGAUGCCGGUAAGGUCGGAGAGAUCAAGUACUGGGGCAUAGGGGGCGGAUUCCCCCUGCAGUACUACCCCUACUACGGCAAGCGGCUCCACCCCCACUACCUGCAGCCCCUGGUGGCGCUGCAGUUCACCAACCUGACCCAGAACAUGGAGCUGCGCAUCGAGUGCAAGGUGUUCGGCGAGAACAUCUACUACAACGACAAGGACCGCUACCAGGGCCGCUUUGACCUCAAGCUCAUGAUCAACAAUUUAUGACCGGCGUCAGGACCGUAGCGCCUUUUACUCGAUACCCUCCUUUCCCCCCACCCUACUCUUCCUCUCAAUUAUCGUUAGCCAUAACAGUUAAAUUAAUCACAACUAGUCUUGAAUGAUAAAAGGAGACAAAAAAUACGUAUAGUUGAGGAACCCGAAGUGUAAUCUGUCCGCAAUCAUCCACAGCUUCCACACCUCUCUCUAGCCUUAGAGUUCAAUUUAGAAGAUCGUAGUAAUAGGGGCCCCACCAAAAAUGGUAAUUCGCCUUUCCUCAAGCCAUGGAACAUUAUUUGAAGAUAACUAUAACAUGCGAUUGUCUCUCAUGCUUAGCGAGCUGUGUGGGCCCAACCCCCCCCCCCCAAAUAUCGCUGCCUUUGUGUGGUUACAGUGCGUAGUUUCGGAGUUAGCUGUAGACAAAGCCCACGCUAACCUCUUCCAUUUUUUUUCUCGCGUCGGCAAGCUUUCGCAAUUCUCGGGCGCACUAGCGUCCGAUAAGAACGCCCGCGGCCAUUUAGCGAAUGAUUUUUCUUAAAUGGUCGGCUCACUCUUCUGAUCUAAGGAAAAAAGUCUGCACUCCAGGAAAUGUCUUUCCAUAUUUUUGUCUUUUACUGCUGAUCAUGGGAUGCUGUUUUGUCUUCACGUAAUCAUGGAAUGAAUGGGUUUUUUUCUUUUUUUCUUCUUCUUCUCCCCUUGGUUUCAUUCCUUUUAACUCUGAUUUAUUUUUUUUGCCUUGAAUGUAGACUUGUGUGUCCAGCCUGUUAGACACUUUGGCCUGCUAUUAGGGCAAUGGUGCUAACUUGAGUUUUUAAGAUUACUUUUUUCUUUUUUUUUUUUUUUUUGCUGGAAUUAUCGCAGCAUUUUUUUGGUGUAACUGAAUGUUUUUGACCAUCUAAACGUGGUGGAAGAAUUUUAUAUUUAUGCAGGUGUACAUUUUGUUUCUUUGCAUAAUAUUGUAAUGUAUAAAUGCAAAACCAAAGGGAGGAGUUUUAAUGGUCGCUCAGAAGCAAUGCAGUACUCAUUUUAACGAAUGUCAUCAUGUGGAGUGCUAAAGUCAAUGUCUUGGUUAACUUCCCAUCUGUGUUCUGACUGUGAAUUUAGUUCAGGCAGUACAGAGAAAAAAAAAAAAAACAUUCACGCUCUUCCAGAGCUCAGUGAGCUUCAGAUGACCAACGCUGGUAUAUUAGAUAUCAUAGGAUCUCAUGUUGAUGCGGGGGAAAAAAAAACCCUCAACAUUUAACAAGCCUUUCAUUCGUUCAUUCAACUUGCCUUUUCAUCAAAGAUGGAAACAAAUAAAGUCGAAGUUGAACCUUUUUCCUGUCUUUCUUUUUUUUU